GGCCUCCAAUCGUCCGAUCGAAGACGCUGUGCCUCGUGUUUUGCAAAGAAUUUAACAGUUUUUUUGGUUACUCGCGAUCGCGAAGAAUAGUUCUACUUGUGCGACAAUGUCGGAAAUUGCAAAAGUUGAAAUUAAAGAAGAAGAACAAAUUAAUGCAUUUGUGGAUGAUGUAGUGUUACAAAGCAAUUGUGUCUCCGGAACAAUCAGGAGUGAAGGUACAAUCAAUCAACCGCAAAUUUCGGCAAAAUUUAAUUGUGCCCACUGUGAUUUCGCGAGUAAUCGUAAAUCCGCCUUGAGGAUACAUUUGAUAAAAUGUGACAUCUUCAAAUGCUCCCAAAAGAAGAACAGUUCUGCUUCUGUGAUAAUGUCCGAAAUUGCAAAAGUUGAACCCAAACACGAAGAAGAAAUAAAUUUAUUUGUCGAUGACGUAGUGUUACAGAGCAAUUGUGUCUCCGGAACAAUCAGGAGUGAAGGUACUAUCAAUCAACCGCAAAUUUCGACAAAAUUUAAUUGUGCCCACUGUGAUUUCGCGAGUAAUUGUAAAUCCGCCUUGAGUCUACAUUUGAGAAACUGCAAUAUCUUCAUAUGCUCGCAAAAGAAGAACAGUUCUACUUGCGUGGCAGUGUCAGAAAUUGCAAAAGUUGAACCCAAACAAGAAGAAGAAAUUAAUUCAUUUGCGGAUGAGGUAGUGUUACAGAGCAAUUAUGUCUCUGGAACGAUCAGGAGUGAAGGUACGAUCAAUGGGUCGAAUCAACCGCAAAUUUCGACAAAAUUUAAUUGUGCCCAUUGUAAUUUUGCGAGUAAUCGUAAAUCCGCCUUGAGGGUACAUUUGAGAAAAUGCGACAUCUUCAAAUGCUCGCAAAAGAAGAACAGUUCUGUUGCUGUGGCAAUGUCAGAAAUUGCAAAACUUGAACCCAAACAAGAAGAAGAAAUAAAUUCAUUUGUCGAUGACGUAGUGUUACAGAGCAAUUGUGUCUCCGGAACAAUCAGGAGUGAGGGUACUACCAAUCAACCGCAAAUUUCGUCAAAAUUUAAUUGUGCCCACUGUGAUUUCGCGAGUAAUCGUAAAUCCGCCUUGAGGGUACAUUUGAGAAAAUGCGACAUCUUCAAAUGCUCGCAAAAGAAGAACAGUUCUGUUGCUGUGGCAAUGUCAGAAAUUGCAAAACUUGAACCCAAACAAGAAGAAGAAAUAAAUUCAUUUGUCGAUGACGUAGUGUUACAGAGCAAUUGUGUCUCCGGAACAAUCAGGAGUGAGGGUACUACCAAUCAACCGCAAAUUUCGUCAAAAUUUAAUUGUGCCCACUGUGAUUUCGCGAGUAAUCGUAAAUCCGCCUUGAGGGUACAUUUGAGAAAAUGCGACAUCUUUAAAUGCUCCCAAAAGAAGAACAGUUCUGCUUCUGUGACAAUGUCCAAAAUUGUAAAAGUUGAAAUCACACAGGAAGAAGAAAUAAAUGCACUUAUGGAGGACGUGGUGUUACAGAGCAAUUGUGUCUCUGGAACCAUCAGGAGUGAAAGUACAAUCAAUGAGGACUCUUCCAAUGUGACGUGCACUUCAACAGAUGGAAAUGAAGUUUGGCAGGAUGGUGAGGUAAUUGAACAUUCCGAAAAUUUUUCGUACGUUAAGCAAAUUCCAAAAAACUUCACUUGUGCCCAUUGUGAUUUUGUGAGUCAGCGUAAAUCCAUUUUGAGGUUACAUUUGCAAACACUCAGAACAGUCAAAGAUCUUAAAUGUACCCAAUGUGAUUAUACAAGUCAUUUUAAAUGCAAUUUUAAUCUACAUAUCUUAACUCACAAGACUACCAGGCAAAAGAAAUGUACACAGUGUGAUUACACUACCAAUUUUAAAUCCAAUUUAAAUAGACAUCUGUUAACACACCAGUCUGCCAAGCAUUUAUUCUGUGUACAGUGUGAUUACGCAACCAAAUACAAAUCGGAUUUGAGAAAACAUAAGCUAACACACAACACAAUGAAAGAUUUUAAGUGCACCCAAUGUAAAUUUACAACUCCUUAUAAAGACAGCUAUAAUAAACAUCUUCUAAUUCACAACACCAUCAGAAAUUUAAAAUGUUACCAGUGUGAUUACAAAACUAAUAGGAAACAUAAUUUGGGCAACCACUUGCUAACCCAUAUGACAGUCAAAGAUUUUCGGUGUACCCUAUGUGAUUUUGUAACUCUUGAUAAAAACAAUUAUAGUGUACAUGUCUUAACUCACAAGACUACCAAGCAUUUAAAAUGUACACAGUGUAAUUACGCAACCUCGUCUAAAUCCCACUUUCAAAGACAUCUGUUAACACACCAGACUACCAAGGAGUUGAAAUGUGCACAUUGUGAUUACGCAGCCUCGGUUAAAGGCCUUUUGAGAAGACAUCUGUUAACUCACCGGACCAUCAAGCAUUUGAAAUGUGCACAGUGUGAUUACGCAACCAUGGAUAAAUCCUAUUUAAAAUACCAUCUGAUAAAACACCAGACCGAAAAGCAAUUGAAAUGUGUACAGUGCGAUUACGCAACCAAUCGCAAAACGGAUUUGAAAAACCAUAAGCUAACACACAACAUCAUGAAAGAUUUUAAGUGUACUCAAUGUAUAUUUACCACUAAUUAUAAAACCUCGUAUAAUAAACAUUUAUUAACUCACAAGAACAUGAGAAAUUUAAAAUGUGACCAGUGUGAUUACAAAACUGAUACAAAAUCCAAUUUGAAUACACAUCAGCUAAAACACAAGAGUGUCCAAGAUUUUCAAUGCACUCAAUGUGAUUUUGCAACUCGUUGUAAAAACAAGUAUAGUGCGCAUCUCUUAACUCACGAGAUCUCGCAUUUGAAAUGUGCACAUUGUGAUUACGUAACCAUGGUAAGAUCCAAUUUUACAAGGCAUCUGUUAACACACAAGACCACCAAGCAUUUGAAAUGCGUACAGUGCGAUUACACAACCGCGAGCAAGGCCUAUUUGAAAAAACAUCUGUUUACACAUCAGACUACCAAGGAUUUGAAAUGUGCGCAAUGUGAUUACAAAACCAUGAAUAAAGACAAAUUGAAAAGACAUACGUUGAUUCACCAGACUACCAAGCAUUCGAAAUGUGUACUGUGUGAUUACGUAACUACGCGUAAAGGCAAUUUGAAAAAACACUUGUUAUCACACCAGACUACCAAGGGUUUUAAAUGUGUACAGUGUGAUUACACAAGCGCCUAUAAACUCAAUUUGAAAAAACAUCUAUUAACGCACAAGACUACCAAAGAUUUCAAAUGUCUACAGUGUGAUUACGUAACCAAUGACAAAUUGGAUUUGGUAAACCAUAAGCUAACACACACCAGGAAACAUUAUAAGUGCACCCAAUGUAAAUAUGCAAGUUUUCAUAAAGCCCGUUAUAAUGACCAUCUCUUAAUUCACCAGAACAUUCGAAAUUUAAAAUGUGACCAGUGCGAUUACAAAACUUUUAGUAAAGGUAAUUUGAGAUCACAUCAGCAAAUACACAAGACCGGCAAAAGUUACCAGUGUACCCAAUGUGAUUUUGCAACUCAUUUUAAAAACAAAUAUAAUGUACAUCUCUUAACUCACACAACUGCCACGGUUUUCAAAUGUGCACAGUGUGAUUACGCAAGCUGGUGUAGAGCCAAUUUGAGAAAACACGUGAUAAUACACCGUACUAAGCAUUUGAAAUGUGUACAGUGUGAUUACACAACCGCUAGUAAUCAACUUUUGAAAUUCCAUCUGGUAUCACACCAGACUCAAGCUACCAAGCAUUUGAAAUGUGCACAGUGUUCUUAUGCGACCAAUAGGAAAUCCUAUUUGAAAAAACAUCAGCUAAGACACAACACCAGCAAUGAUUUGGAGUAAGUCAUCUUAAUUUGCAACUUAUUAAUAAAAAUCACAAGAGCAUCAAAUUUUUUACAAUGUGACCUCUGUGAAUAGCAUUUACCGUACAGUGGUCGCGUGCGGACUCUCGCUCAGCACCAUUGAUUUGUUUGUAAUUACGCGACUAUUUAGACCACCGCUCUCAUGCUCUUGUUACAUUCUGACAAUGCCCUUCUGAAGAAUCAGUGCUAACUGUCCGUUCCAUAGGUAUUGAAUGUAUCCAAAGGGCUUUUUGGUAAAUGAAUAUGCUUAUUUUUUAUGUUAUUUUAAACUAUUAUAU
Messenger RNA from Photinus pyralis (common eastern firefly), 4127 nucleotides. RefSeq names its product zinc finger protein 729-like. NCBI's taxonomy places the organism in Eukaryota, Metazoa, Arthropoda, Insecta, Coleoptera, Lampyridae. The record is from RefSeq and is a predicted model, not a curated record. Bases 107 to 3829 code for a protein of 1240 amino acids. Gene Ontology annotation, molecular function: RNA polymerase II transcription regulatory region sequence-specific DNA binding; DNA-binding transcription factor activity, RNA polymerase II-specific. The transcript has a single exon. Gene Ontology annotation, cellular component: nucleus. Gene Ontology annotation, biological process: regulation of transcription by RNA polymerase II.